Peromyscus maniculatus bairdii (prairie deer mouse) is the source of this 1018-nucleotide messenger RNA. NCBI's taxonomy places the organism in Eukaryota, Metazoa, Chordata, Mammalia, Rodentia, Cricetidae. The record is from RefSeq and is a predicted model, not a curated record.
CAAGGCACACCGCCAGGGACAACAAGGCAUUCACCAAAAAGCUAAUCCAGCGGGGUGGAGCAGCUGAAGGAGUGUAAGCAGCUGAAGGAGAACCAAGUGCGGACCUGGUAGGAGAAGGCUAAGGACAUUUUACAAAAGAAUCAAAUGAACAAGAGGUUAGCUGUCCUGUUACUGUAUGUGGAGAUGUACAUGGCCAAUUCCAUGACCUUAUGAAACUCUUCAGAAUUGGUGGAAAAUCACCAGACACAAACUAUCUAUUAUUCAUGGGCGACUACCUAGACAGAAGUUAUUAUUCUGUGGAGACUGUGACUCUUUUUGUAGCAUUAAAGGUGUGCUAUCCAGAGCAUAUUACAAUACUGUGAGGAAAUCAUGAAAGCUGACAGAUCACCCAAGUGUAUGGCUUUUACGAUGAAUUUCUACUAAAGUAUGGAAAUGACAACGUCUGGAAAUACUUUACAGAUCUCUUUGACCAUCUUCCACUGACAGCUUUAGUAGAUGGACAGAUAUUCUGCCUCCAUGGUGGCCUCUCUCCAUCCAUAGAUGCACUGGAUCAUAUAAGAGCCCUGGAUCGUUUACAACAAGUUCCACAUGAGGGCCAAAUGUGUGAUCUCUUAUGGUCAGAUCCAGAUGACCAUGGCAGAAGGGGUAUUUCACCACAUGGUGCUGGCUACACCUCUGGACAAGGUAUUUCUGAAACAUUUAACCAUGCCAACUUUCUCACACUGGUGUCUCGUGCUCACCAGCUUGUAAAGGAAGGUUAUUAUUGGUGCCAAAAUUGUAAUGUGGUUACCAUUUUUAGUGCACCCAAUUACUGCAACCGCUGUGGAAACCAGGCUGCUACCAUAGAAUUAGCUGAUAUUUUAAAACAUUCUUUUCUUCAGUUUGACCCAGCACCUCAUCUUGGAGAGCCUCAUGUGACCCGGCAUACCCCAGACUACUUCCUAUAACUUCCUCCCCAGGACCUUUCUUUGUAUGUGGAAGUACAACUGGCUUUUUAAAAUAUAUAUUAUAUAUUUAA